Dujonia railenensis is the source of this 774-nucleotide messenger RNA. Lineage: Eukaryota; Fungi; Ascomycota; Pichiomycetes; Serinales; Debaryomycetaceae. The record is from the annotation of a GenBank genome assembly.
AUGUCCGAUGACGAGUUUUCAUUAGAGGGAGGUCUCUUCGAGGAACCUGAAGGGUUCAGCAAACCACCUCCAGCACCCCAUUUUGCAGACUACGAGAGGAAAACAAGCCCAGCUUCAAACAUCCAUCUCAGACUAGUUGGGCUGUCACCGCUUUGGGGCCACCUUUUGUGGAAUGCAGGGAUAUUUACUGCCGAUUUCUUGGAUAAGAAUGCCAAAUCUUUGCUCAGGGGUAAGAAGGUCUUGGAACUUGGAGCAGCGGCUGCCCUCCCUUCGGUGAUAUGUGCCGUUAACGAGGUGAAGGAGAUCGUAUCCACAGACUACCCAGAUCCAGACCUCAUUUCUAACAUACGCUAUAACUUUGAGCACUGUGAGGGGAUCAAUUCGCCAUACAGAGUGCAGGGUUAUAUAUGGGGAGACGACAUAGCACCAUUAAUCUCAGCAGAGCAUGAAGGUAAGGAUGUUAGAGAGGAGGACAAGUUUGAUUUGAUCAUCUUAUCAGACUUGGUCUUCAACCACACAGAGCACCAAAAGUUAUUGACCACAUGCAGAAGGUCCUUGAAGGCUGACGGGAGGUGCUUGGUGGUAUUUUCUCCUCACAGACCGUGGUUGUUGGAAGCGGAUUUGGGCUUCUUCGAGACCUGUAAGGAGUUCGACUUUGAACCGGAAAAGAUUGACUUAGUGACCUGGAAACCAAUGUUCCCAGAAGAAGAUGAAUCUACGGCUGACGUGAGGUCUAGAGUAUACUCGUUCUGGUUGAACCCUGUUUGGGAAUGA